UUGCUCAACCGAUCGGCGUUCAGAUCAAUUUACUGUUGCAGAUUUGAGUGCUGUGAAGAAAGUGUUAUAUCUUACCGGCACGAUUAUUCUGAAAGUAGAUCUUUGCCAGUAACUAUUCCCAGUUACCAUACAGUCAACGACGGCGUAGAAAAAUAUGUGGUAUGUUUGUUUGCUCAUGAUCCAUUGCGUACUUAUGCAGUGUUCAAUCUGUACAUGGCUGGCCGUCAUCUUGGAUCUAGACGGUAUAGCGAGUUUGUGGAAUUACAUCAGCUACUACGCCGUGAAUUCAUAGACUACUCUUUUCCUAAGCUACCUGGAAAAUGGCCGUUUUCAUUGUCAGAACAACAGCUCGAUUCUAGGCGACGAGGACUUGAAAUGUAUCUGGAGCGAGUGUGCUCUGUGAAAGUCAUAGCUGACUCAGACAUUAUG
Messenger RNA from Cylicostephanus goldi, 429 nucleotides. The record is from the annotation of a GenBank genome assembly. NCBI's taxonomy places the organism in Eukaryota, Metazoa, Nematoda, Chromadorea, Rhabditida, Strongylidae.